GCUCUCUCCUCCCCCUGCUUUUGUAACACGUUCAACGCGCUCGGUCCUCCUUGUGGGAAAUCGUCGACGGUCGUGGGUGAAUAAUUAUAAUUAUUCCAUUUUUGGGUUUUUCCUCUUGGUUGGACCAGACAUUGUUGAAUAUUCCUUUGUGCACACGCGGAAAUACGCAUCGUUAGACUGACGUGGCUGACUUUACAGAAAUGGGGAGAAAGGGAUUCUCGGCUGCUGGUCUCACUCUAGGCUUUUCUUUGUUCUUCAUGGUGGCGCGUACCGCUUUUGGAGAUGUGAGCUAUUCUUUUCCGGAGGAGAUGAAACGCGGAUCUGUGAUUGGAAAUAUAGCGAAGGAUCUGGGACUCGAUGUGAACAGAUUGUCAGCUCGUAAGGCUCGUAUUGAUACUGAAGGUAACCGGAAACGCUACGGCGACAUUAAUGUGAAUACUGGAGAACUGACUGUAGCAGAAAGGAUUGACAGAGAGGGGCUUUGUGGAAAGAAGGCUUCAUGUAUUUUAAAACAUGAACUGGUGCUGGAGAAUCCGCUAGAAAUACACAAAAUAAUGUUAAGUAUUGAAGACAUAAAUGACAAUUCACCACGCUUUAAAAUUGACUUGAUAGAAAUUGAAAUAGCUGAGUCUGCAUAUAAAGGUGCAGUAUUUCUGUUAGAUGAAGCUGUCGAUGCUGAUAUCGGACAGAAUUCUGUUCAUUCAUACUCUCUCCAAACAAAUGAGCAUUUUGUUUUAAAUGUCCGGUCAAGCAUGGACGGUGGCAAGUAUAGUGAGCUGGUAUUAGAAAAAGAACUGGAUCGUGAACAGCAGCAGGAGCUAACAUUGGUUCUGACUGCAGUUGAUGGUGGGACUCCACCGAGAUCAGGUACUGUAGCCAUACACGUCACUGUACUGGAUGCUAAUGAUAAUGCUCCAGUGUUUAGUCAGUCUGUUUAUAAGGUCAGUCUGCCUGAAAAUUCUCCUCUAGACACUGUAGUGGUUACUGUGAGCGCUACUGAUGCAGAUGAGGGACAGAAUGGGAAAGUCACUUAUGCUCUGGGUCAGGGGUCUGAGAGAGUUGAGGAAUUGUUUUCCCUUCAUAAAGAUGGUGGAGAAAUUACUGUUAAAAGUUUGGUUGACUUUGAAGAAGAAACAACAUUUGAACUGAAAGUUUUAGCAAAGGACGGAUCGGGUUUAAAGUCUUAUUGUAAAGUAAUAAUACAGAUUACUGAUGUAAAUGACAAUGCACCAAUUAUAGUUCUUAAAUCAUUAAACAACCCUCUCUCUGAGAAUGCGUUACCUGGUACAGAGGUGGGAAUCAUUAAUGUACAGGACAGAGACUCUGAGAAUAUGGGACGAGUUCAGUGCUCCGUUCAGCAAAACAUUCCAUUUGAACUUGUUCCGUCCCUCAAAAACUAUUUUUCUCUGGUGACAACAAGUGAAUUAGACCGAGAGCUCGUAUCUGAUUAUAACAUUACAAUCACUGCUACUGAUGAAGGCUCUCCAGCUUUAUCGUCCUCUAAAACUAUUCAUUUAUCAGUAGCUGAUGUGAAUGACAAUCCACCUGUAUUUGAGGAGCAGGUUUACAGCGCUCAUGUGAAAGAGAAUAACAAACCAGGCUCCUCUGUUUGUACUGUAGCAGCAACAGACCUGGACUGGAGACAGAACGGUACUGUAGUUUAUUCUCUUCUCCCUUUUGAUGUCAGUGGUGCUCCAGUAUCCUCAUUUGUAUCCAUUAAUGGAGACACAGGUGUUAUCCAUGCAGUGAGGUCUUUUGAUUAUGAGCAGUUGAAAAGUUUCAAAGUGCUCGUCUUAGCCAGAGACAACGGUUCUCCUCCACUCAGCAGUAACGUGACUGUGAGCGUCUUCAUAAGUGAUGAGAAUGAUAACUCUCCACAAAUCUUAUACCCCUCUCCGGAAGGAAACUCCUUCAUGACUGAGAUGGUGCCCAAAGCUGCCCAGUCAGGCUCUCUGGUGUCCAAGGUGAUCGCAGUGGAUGCGGACUCUGGUCAAAACGCGUGGCUUUCUUAUCACAUAGUGAAAGCGACUGACCCAGGACUUUUCACUAUUGGUGAGCACAGUGGAGAAAUCAGGACGCAGCGGGACAUUUCUGAAUCUGACAGUACAAAGCAGAAUCUCAUUGUUUCAGUCAAAGAUAACGGACAGCCUUCACUUUCUGCAACCUGCGCCGUCUAUUUACUUAUUUCUGAUAACUUGGCUGAGAUUCCUGAACUGAAAGACAUGUCUUAUGAUGAGAGCAGCUCCAAACUGACUUUUUAUUUGAUCAUCGCGCUGGUGUCCGUCUCCACUUUCUUCCUCACCUUCAUCAUCAUCAUCCUGGCCGUGAGGUUUUGUCACAGGAGGAAGCCCAGACUGCUGUUUGAUGGAGCUGUGGCCAUUCCCAGCGCGUAUCUCCCUCCAAAUUACGCAGAGGUGGAGGGAACGGGAACUCUCCGCAGCACCUACAACUACGAUGCAUAUCUGACCACAGGAUCACGAACCAGUGACUUCAAAUUCAUCACUUCAUAUAAUGAAGGAGGAACCCUGCCUGCUGACCUGACUGUAAAGAAGACUCGAACGUCUGUUGAUGAUCUUGAGAGACUGGUCAUUUCCGUGAAUGAUUCUCAGGUAUAG
Messenger RNA from Colossoma macropomum (tambaqui), 2615 nucleotides. RefSeq names its product protocadherin beta-16-like. Gene Ontology annotation, biological process: homophilic cell-cell adhesion. NCBI's taxonomy places the organism in Eukaryota, Metazoa, Chordata, Actinopteri, Characiformes, Serrasalmidae. Gene Ontology annotation, molecular function: calcium ion binding. The transcript has a single exon. Gene Ontology annotation, cellular component: plasma membrane. Bases 201 to 2615 code for a protein of 804 amino acids. The record is from RefSeq and is a predicted model, not a curated record.